AUGAAUACUACUAGAAGAAUUCGACUUUGCCGUAUUAAGAAGCGUAAAAUAACCGGAAAUUUUUCUAAAAAACUACGACGACGUUCAAAAAGUUUGAAUGAUCUGAGCCGUUCAAAGCUCCAGACAAAAUUUCGUCUCUAUUUAGAGACGGUCAAACAGAGAAAUGAAUAUAUUAAAGAAUUAGAACAAGAAAUGGAGGAGGAGGAGGAGGAAAUGGAGCAGGAGCUCCAGGCAGAGCAGCAAGUUGAACAACAAAUGGAGCAGGAGCUCCAGGUAGAGCAGCAAGUUGAACAACAAAUGGAGAUUGAGCCUCAAGCUCAUGAGAAUAUGGAAGUUGAUCCCCAGCCAAAUGCUGGUACAAUUAGUAUAUUAGUGAAAAAAGGAAACAACACAUUCUUCAAAUUCUACGAGUCGCAAACAUGUAUAUGUUGUGACCGUCCUGCGACUAUCAUCAGAUUAUGCGGUCAUAUUUAUCUAUGUUUCGCAUGCUGCGCUCGACAACAUAAAAUCCGCAUUAAGGAUAUAGAAGAAGGGAAGAGUGUUGAUGAUUUGAAAUGCGCUAUAUGUGGAGUUGAAGGAGAAUUUUACGUUGUUUCAAGUGGAUUUAAUUUUGCCUUUGAAUAA
Molecule: messenger RNA, 624 nt
Organism: Meloidogyne enterolobii
Lineage: Eukaryota; Metazoa; Nematoda; Chromadorea; Rhabditida; Meloidogynidae
Source: the annotation of a GenBank genome assembly